AUGUGCGAACAGAAGACCGGAACAUCCUGCGCCGCAAUCGGCAGCACCUCUUGGCAACGAGCGAGCCUUUUGAGGACACCUCCGACGAAGAAGAUUACGUCGAAGAGCAGCCGAAAUGCGCAGUGGUGGCUUCCGCGGCUGUCGUACCGGCGCGAGUUGUUCGUGCUCUCGGACCGGGGCCUGGUCGCGCUCGACUGGGUCAACGAGGACCAGCCGGGUCCCGUGGUGCUUCUGGCCGGCGGCGGCUUCACGGACAGCCAGAGCCGGCCUUGGCGUGCGCUUGUGCCCGCGCUCACCGCGCUCGGCUUCCCCUGCGUGGUGGUGAACGGCCGCGGUUGCGGUGGCGUCCCCCUCACCACGCACCGUAUCACCUAUGCGGCCAGCGUCAGCGACUUCGCGGAGGUGGUGGCCGAGGUGCGCAAGCGCUACCCGGAGGAGUGCCUGCUGGGCGUGGGCGUGUCCCUCGGAGGCCUGCAGCUCGCUCUGUACCUGUGCCAGUGGGGUCCCCGCGCGCAGCUGGACGCGGCGGUGGCCGUGUCGCCUCCUUUCCAGAUGGGGCUGGCCAGCCGCAAUCAGCGUAAAUGGGGGACCAACAUACUGCUCAACAUCUGGAUCACCCGGCGCUUCGUGGGUUGCCUGCGCGAAAACCAGGAGGUGGUGCGCUCGGCCAAUGUAAUCCGUGCCGACAAUGUGUUCAAUUGCUGGACGCUGGCCUCAUUCAACAAGCACUAUGCGGCUCCCGUAUUCGGCUUCGCUUCUGUAGAGGACUUUUACGAGAACUGUAGCCUCAAGGAACAUCUCGAGCGCAGUUCAAGGCCGGCUGCAAGGUGGAGACGCUCCGGGCGUGUGGUGACGACUUCGUGCCUUACGCGCAGAAAACGCACCUGGAGUCUUCUGGGGCGCUGUUUACGAAGGCAUGUCCUGUAUGACAAAGCGAUCGGAUGCAUGAACUCCGUCGGUGCAAAACUCAACUCCUGCUGGAGAACUUUUCGAGGACAUAUGCAGAAGGCUGUGGUCAAGGCACCCAUCACUGGAGUUCUCCCCCACACCUGCUGCGCGUACCAUGAUCUGGUGAGCUGCGCCGACCAGUCGUUGACACCGUGUGAGAGCACCGGCGGAAAAGAACUCUCUGUCGGCGUGCUCGAGCGCGCGUUUGGAGACGCCGUGAACUUGGUGUGCGGGGAACACACGAAAGGAUCCGAAGCGUGCAAGGCGCUGCCCAAACUGCCUGCGCUCGGUGCCAGCGACCGCAAGAUCGACAACUACAUUGAGCUUCUUGCCGAAGCUGCCGUCACGUUUGGCCGCAAGAAUUAGAUGGUAGUUCGUUACGCAUCUAGCUGCUGCUUCGAUGUUUCCUCUUUGCAGAAAACAUGUUGUGGCGCACGCGAGCUUUACAAAGCAAAUACGAGUGCA
This is a messenger RNA of Dermacentor silvarum, 1413 nucleotides long. Its product is annotated as protein abhd-3.2-like. The transcript is spliced from 7 exons. Gene Ontology annotation, biological process: medium-chain fatty acid catabolic process; medium-chain fatty acid biosynthetic process. The coding region runs from base 1 to 1314 and encodes 437 amino acids. The record is from RefSeq and is a predicted model, not a curated record. NCBI's taxonomy places the organism in Eukaryota, Metazoa, Arthropoda, Arachnida, Ixodida, Ixodidae. Gene Ontology annotation, molecular function: monoacylglycerol lipase activity; acetylesterase activity.